Engraulis encrasicolus (European anchovy) is the source of this 1256-nucleotide messenger RNA. It is a transcript of the gene gins4, whose product is annotated as GINS complex subunit 4 (Sld5 homolog). The transcript has 7 exons. The record is from RefSeq and is a predicted model, not a curated record. Bases 219 to 878 code for a protein of 219 amino acids. Gene Ontology annotation, biological process: double-strand break repair via break-induced replication; DNA-templated DNA replication. Gene Ontology annotation, cellular component: GINS complex. NCBI's taxonomy places the organism in Eukaryota, Metazoa, Chordata, Actinopteri, Clupeiformes, Engraulidae.
GAAGGUGCGCAAUCUUGAACUCCUGGAACAAAGUUACGUACGUCACAGUCUUUUCGCGGGAAAUUUCUCUUCAGGCGGAAGUAGGAUCAGUGAAGUCAUUUGUCAACAAUGUUCUAGUACCAUGGCCGAUUUUACUCAUUAAAACUGAGAGAGUAAAGCGAAUUGAACAUAUAACUUAGUACUCGUUGAUUGUUUUGGGGUUUAGCAGUAUUUGUGUCAUGUCUGACUGCCAAAGUGACCACAGCGACGAAAAUGAAGAUGUCAUUACCCCGGCGGAGCUCAUCGCCAAACUAGAGGAGGCAUGGUUAAAUGAGAAAUUCUCCCCAGAGCUGCUGGAGCACAAGAAUGAAAUUGUGGAGUGUGUCAUGGAGCAGAUUGUGCACAUGGAAGAAAAUCUGCAGAGAGCAAAAAAAGGUGACGCCAAGGCCAACAUCCAUCGCAUGGAGAUUGACCGCAUUCGCUUUGUUCUGAACAGCUACCUCCGCACUCGCUUGCAGAAGAUUGAAAAAUAUUUUCCACAUGUACUUGAAAAAGAGAAGAGUUGUGAAGAGGAAGGGCAGGCGUCAUUCUUGACAAAUGAAGAAUCCAUAUUUGCCAGAGAGUACCUAGUUAACACAGAAAACUAUCUGAAUAAAGUUGCAUUGAAACACAUGCCCCCCAAUCUACAGCAUAUGGACAUUUUAAAAGCAGUCCCUAAGCCCUGCUUGGAUACUUUUGUGUUUCUGAAUGUGAAGGAGAGACAGGACAAUAUUCUAGUUGAACCUGAAACCGAUGAGCAGAGAGAAUAUGUGGUGGACUUUGAAGAAGGAUCACAGCACCUCAUACGCUAUCGUACCAUCGCACCCCUGGUGGCCAGUGGAGCAGUGACACUCAUGUGACAGGUGUCCUUUCUCACCACAGUGCUCCUAGUAGCCUGUAGAGCCACCAAACUUGUAUUAAAGCUUUGAUUGGUGUCUGAAAUGUUCACUCAUCCAGUAUGCAGUAUUCUAUACAGGUAGUGAGUGAUGUUUAUGCAUGAUCUGUUUCCUAUAUAGUGCAUUAUUGAAAGGGUGAACAUUUUAGAUUCAGCCUGGGAUGUUGGAGUAAUUUGUGUCUAUUACAUGUACAGGAAAGUCUUGAGAAAGGCAGUCUGUUCAGAAAGUAGCCACUGUUUUCUGUAUGUUGAUUUUUAUUUUCAUAUUUUACAUGCAAGCAUGUGAAUUUUGAAACAAUAAUGUGUUGUAUACAUGAAUAAUUAAAUAAACUUGUCCACAACA